Messenger RNA from Aspergillus sclerotioniger CBS 115572, 2115 nucleotides. Its product is annotated as C6 transcription factor. The record is from RefSeq and is a predicted model, not a curated record. Gene Ontology annotation, cellular component: nucleus. The coding region runs from base 1 to 2115 and encodes 704 amino acids. NCBI's taxonomy places the organism in Eukaryota, Fungi, Ascomycota, Eurotiomycetes, Eurotiales, Aspergillaceae. Gene Ontology annotation, molecular function: transcription cis-regulatory region binding; zinc ion binding; DNA-binding transcription factor activity, RNA polymerase II-specific. The transcript has 7 exons. Gene Ontology annotation, biological process: regulation of DNA-templated transcription.
AUGGCGGAGAGAGUCUCGGAAUUACGCUUCCGAUCGGCGAACGUCCCGACGCGAUAUUUCAAGGCAUGUCGCUGGUGCCGAAAGCAGAAAAUGCGCUGCGAUGCGCGCAACCAGGUCCCUUGCGCCCGGUGUCGCGCCGUCGGCCGAGAUUGUAUUCUCGACCCGGUCGACCACGCAAGGCGUCGCUCCGACCGGCCACCGACCCCGCCCACUCACCCUGCGCGACGACAGACGGCACGGUCUCCGUGGAGCGAGCACAAUGGGUUUGGUAGUCCUUCCCCCCAAGAACAAGACUAUCCCGCCGCGGCAGUGCCAGAAGUGCCCAUCGAUGCCUCCAUCGAUUCUUUGCCUGAGUCUACGGCCGUGGGGAAUUUGGGAUCGCCCGGGACUGCAGACCGGCAUGCACAAGAACCCCAGCAACUCAGUCCCAAUGACAUGAUCGCCCCCGUCUCCGUCAUGCACUCCAUGUCGGUCAAUCUCCUGGGAUCUAGCAGCAUUUUCAUGGACAGUUCAAGCAAAGCGGACCCCAAAAGCGACAUUAUCGCCAGAGGGAUUAUCAGUGAAGAACGUGCUCGGGUCAUGUAUGACCGAUUUAUGGGAGGAAGUAAAAAUUUCUUGGCACUGUUUGAUCCCAUCCGCGACACCUUCGAUUCUAUUCGCUCUCGCUCUCUCUUCUGCUUCUCCGUGAUCAUCUACCUGGCAAGUCGGGCGGUUAUGGACUUGCGGAGCGAUACCCAUCUGCAGCGCGUGCUUCAGGAUGAAGCGCAGAGACUUGCCGAGGAUAGUUUCUUCGAACGCCCAACAAAAGUCGAAACCGUCCAAGGAAUGAUCCUUCUCGCCGCCUAUUCUGAAAAAACUUGGUUCUCAACCGCACUCAUCCUGCGUACCGCGCUCGAUUCCGGGCUAGAAAAAUCGCUGGAUGCCCUGCUCUCUCAGGAGAAUGUGCCUCGAAGUUACUUGUCUGCUUCGAUGGCGGACCGUAAGCUGGUGUGGCAGACCAGGACCUGGCUAAUCAGCUUUACACUGGAACUGGACGUAGCCUCCGGCACCGGCCGCAAGUCCCGGAUCGACGCAGUGGACACUAUGAAGUUACGGAAAUUUCUCGAGUAUCCGCUCUCCCUGCCCUGUGAUCUGCGCACAAUAUCGAUCAUCGAAAUCCAUCAACUCAGAAGCCAAUCUCGAAUGUCUAUUGAGAACUGCAAGACGAUCGGCGAAAUUGUCUUGGUCGAGCUCCCUGCGGUUAUGGCGAGGUUGCAGACCUGGUGGAAUACCUGGGAUGAGAUCCAUGACAACAAUGCAUUUCAUGCGGGUGCCUUUCAACGCUGCAGUCUCAAGUUGAUGCUGAACUACGGCAGAAUAUUUGUGCUGUGCGCCUCAUUGGCUCGUAUUCAGAAGCUCCAAUCGAACGCUGCCGAGUACGACUCGGAAACGGAUGACAAGGAUAUUUCGCACCUGUGGCGGUCUCUGGCCGCGACCAUCAUGGAACAGCUGGCCUGUUUUAUCCGGGAAAGGGCCUACUCCUGCCAACUCUCAUGGUCCCCGACAUAUCCAGCGCUAAAUAUUGCCUUUGUCACGACAUUCGCCCUUAGAAUCGCUCGAUGGCGCCCAGACCUGAUCGAUCAGGAGCUUCUCCUAGAACGAGCCCAGCUGAUCUGCGAUUUUCUCAAGCAGCCGCCCUAUCCGGAUAUCCACCGGACCGUGUCCAUCUUCGUCAACUACUGUCGUGCCCUGGUCGCUAGCCAACGAGAGCACGGGGAGUAUUGCGCCGAGGCGACAAAGAACUUUGAGCCAGCCAAUGGGCAACUGUCGCUAGGUAGGGAGACAGACGGGGCAUCGGUGGAGCUGUCAACUUCGACAGGGCUGCCAGCCGAGCAGGUGAGCUACCGAACUGGCGCCAUGACCCCUCAGGCCGACAAAGACCCUGCUGCUGCUGGGCUGCCCAAUAGCACCGACAGAUCGGCCCCUGCCCGGCCGCCCCCCGCUCGACUACCGGGCCCAAUGGAGGCUCCCAAUUGGUCGCUGUGUAAUCCAAUCGCCGACUCCUUCGGUUUGUUUGAGGAGGAGCAGAACGACAUCUUUGAUUUCCUGCCUAUGAUGCCUUCCAUGCCGCAAUAG